Messenger RNA from Zophobas morio, 2062 nucleotides. Its product is annotated as heat shock 70 kDa protein-like. Lineage: Eukaryota; Metazoa; Arthropoda; Insecta; Coleoptera; Tenebrionidae. Gene Ontology annotation, cellular component: cytoplasm; plasma membrane; cytosol. Gene Ontology annotation, molecular function: ATP binding; ATP-dependent protein folding chaperone. The record is from RefSeq and is a predicted model, not a curated record. The coding region runs from base 32 to 1891 and encodes 619 amino acids. The transcript has 3 exons.
GAUAUUAUGUCCAAUUUUAGAGUUACUACAAAUGGGCAAAAUGGGUGACCUAGCAUUUGGAAUUGACCUGGGUACCACAAAUUGUUGCGUGUCCGUCUAUAUGAACAAUAAGGUAGAAAUUGUAGAAAAUAAAUCAGGGGAACGAGUUACGCCUUCAUUUAUAUAUUUUCAACCAACGGGAGGUGUGAUCGUCGGGAAACAUGCGCAGGCAAUGGCACUGCGCGAACCCAGAAACGGAAUUUAUGAAAUGAAACGACUCGUGGGUAGAAAAUGCGACGAUACUCAACUUCAAAACAGCUUGCAAUAUUUUCCCUUCAAAGUCUCUUCGGAUUCCUCAAACUCUCCAAUAAUUUCUGUAAAGCAGAAUAAUUCCGUAGUCGAAAAGUCGCCGCAGGAAUUGUACACAAUUCUCUUAAAGGAGUUGAAGAAAGAUGUAGAAGAAAAAUUGGCUAAAAGUGUAAACAAAGUCGUUAUUACCGUUCCAGCGUAUUUUAAUGUCACUCAAAGAGAAGUAACUUUCGCAGCUGCUAAAGAUGCCGGGUUUACAGUACUCAAGCUUCAGAACGAGCCAACAGCCGCUGCUUUAGCUUACUAUUACGAAAUGGACCUCCAAGAAGCGCACCGUUGUUUAGUGUACGAUUUGGGAGGUGGUACUUUUGAUGUUGCUAUUCUGGAAAGACGUUGCGAGAACGUGGAAGUUAUCGCCGUAGCUGGAGACAGCCAGCUAGGAGGGCAGGACUUUGAUGCUUGCAUUUUAGAGUACAUCUGUGAACAAUUAAAAGAUAAAUAUGGCUACGACCCUACAUUGGAUCCUGAUGACAAGAGGACGUUACGCCAAAAAAGUGAAGAAGCAAAAAAAGAACUGUCAACCUUAGACCAAUCUGUCAUAACCCUCAAGGGAAUGGUACCCCAGCAUCCCAAAAUUGUAAUAACUAUAAACAGAAAGCAGUUUGAAGUCAUGGCUGACAAAUUAUUUAACAAGACCAUCGACAUUCUAGAUAGGUGUCUAAACGAAUCUAAAUUUUCUAAAGAGUCAAUUGACGAAGUCAUCCUGUGUGGAGGUUCUACUCGCAUUCCCAAAAUCCAAGAAAUGCUUGCUAUUUAUUUCGACGGCAAGCAAUUAAAUAAAUAUGUAAAUCCUGACGAAUGUGUCGCCGAAGGUGCAGCUUUGCAAGCCGCUAUGUUAUCGACUAGCAAAAGACAGAAGAUUGACCGUCUGGAAAUGGUCGACGUUGUUCCCCUUUCUAUAGGUUUCAGCAGCAUGUGUGAUGAAAUGGUUUUUACUAUUAAACGCGGAUCAAAAUUACCAACAAGUGGAUCACAUCUGUAUGUUAGUUCUUAUGGGGAUAGCAGUACCAUUUCUGCUGGAAUAUAUGAAGGAGAACGAACAGACGUGAGAAAAAAUAGACGUCUAGCCACACUAUCUAUUAGCAAUUUAACUCCAGCGCCAUCUGGGCAACAGGAAGUAAUUUUUACUUUAAGCAUUGAUACGAACGGUAUAUUGACUGCUAAAGCUGAAGACAUAUUUGGUGAAAAUGUCAAAGAACUAAAAAUUGACUACACUGGAGGCGACAGAAGUGAUGCCGAAAUUAAGAAUACGCUACUGGAUGCUGCAAAAAAUCGAAUAGAAGACGAAAAGUUUGUUGAAUUUGUCAAAUAUAAACGUUAUUUAAUUAGGUACUGUAUCAGUGUUGUGCACAAUUUAGAGGCUAGAAAACUUGUUAAGAAACACAAAAAAAUGUACAAAUUUUGUGGUUCCACAGUUCUUGAAGCGUACCUAAAAGAAAUGGACCAAGAAAGUGAAAUUAAGGAACUCAUAGAGAAGUGUAAACGGUUAUGCGAAUCUGUGGUGCAAGAUUGUCAGUUUGAAUUCAUGCCUGCAGACAUCUAAUUGACCUAACAAUUGUUAUCACACACAAAAUGUGUAGUUCGCAAGCCUGCAGAAUGUUAAUGGAGUUGAUUCGAGUUUAGAUUUUAACACUAUUUCCGUUUUUAUUUAGUUUAUACAUAUUUUCAAAUAUGCUUGACAAAUAAAACUUAUUCGUACCUUUUUAUUAUUAAA